GUGUAUGUAAUGAGCGAGUUGAAUUCAUAUUCUACAUUCGCAAACAAAACUCGAUAUAAUGUUUAACCAAUCGUUUAGAUAACAGUGUACUGUUAAACAUGCAUGUCAAUUAUUUUAUUUCCACAAUUUUAAGCUGGUGUGUACUCGUAUUUAUGUGGCUUAUGUAAUGUUACUCGCAUUUUCAAAUAAUAAACAUGUGCAUAUAAUAUGAAUCCAUCUGUUUAAGUACUACAUAUGUGACUUCUAAGAGGAAGAAUUAUGUCUUUGGUUUUAUGGGAUUAUAUCUUUAUGUCGAAGGUCUACAGUGGAUCCUAUUUUUCAACGAAGAACCGUUAAAGUGUGACCAAUCAGGAGCAUGAUCAGGAAAAUAAUAUUACAAGUAAUGAAAUAAUUGAGCUUAUACAUUGUUCCAAUCAAUCAGUGCGAGUAAAAAAAGGUGCUCAUCCGAUAAAAUAAAAACGAUCAUGACAAUAAAAACAUCUUAAGAAAGUACUUCCCGUAAAUGAGGACACAUGCUUAAAUUAAGCAGACUGUAAAAUCCACGUUUUGAAAGUUAAUUACUGAAGGCAAGAUCUCAAGGAAGAUUGCUAUGCAAUGGAAGGAACAACGGAAAUAUUUAGUUUCAUGUUCGCACCAUAUGUAAGUUGCAUAAAGUCUUGUAUGCUAUUCGGCCAUGUCUUAACAGGAUUGAUUUGCAUUGUAACUAAAAGUUUAGUUACGUUUGUGUUCGUUACUGACGUCAUUUUCUGGAUAUGUGCUGUCGUCUUUACUUUCGUUGGAGCUGUGCUAGUAGUUGUCGUUGUUAAGGAAAUAAUUACACAAAACGAAACUAUUUUAUUCCGAAUUUUUCUAUUGUGUUUCGUCGAAGCCUAUCAACGUGGAGGAGCAUUUGUUUACGUGGUGUAUAAUUGUGUUCACCCAAUUGUGGACAUUCUCUUACCAAUUUACCUUUGUGUUUGUGUUUUACUGGUAGCAUGGCAAGUUUUGUUGGCAGUCCUGAAAAUAUAUCGAUCAUAUUAUGUAAAUAGGGUAUUCGUAGUAAAUGAACUCCCUCAGAGACACCAUAAUCAUGAUGGCUCCCGCGAAGUUAUUAAUGAUGUAGAGAUAACUGAUGUAGAUAAAAAUACAGUGAUUACUGAUGUAGAGAGGGACAGCGAUAUUAAUGAUGUAGAGGGAAACACAGAGUUAAAUUAUGUAGAGAUUAACACUGGCAUUUCUGUCGGGGAUAACACAGAUAUAACUGAUGUAGAGAGGAACACAGAGAUUAAUGCUGUAGAGCGAACUACAGAGAUUAAUGCUUUAGAGGGGAACACAGAGUUUAAUGCUGUAGAGGGGAACACAGAGAUUAACGCUGUAGAGCAAACCACAGAUAUAAAUGCUAAAGAGCGGAACACAGAGAUGAAUGCUAUAAAGGGACAAACAGAUAGUAAUGAUGGAAAGACGGAGAUAUCUCCACUUCACGACGACGUUGACGCACCCAAAGAGUGUUUGAUAUUUGCUUAGGAAAGUAUAUAAUAUAAUUUCUAUGCACAUAAUUUCUUCUUCUUGUUGACAAUUUCGUUUUGACAGGUUCCUGUUUUGUUAAUUCGUAUCAGUGUGCUUUGUGUAUUUUCUGAAAUAUAUCCGGAUAUUAGCACAAGGUGUAUCAUAAUAUUACUAUCGAUUUACAUAGUUGAAAUAUUUAAAUAGUGUAUGUGCGCUUCUGAAUUCGAAGUGCACUGAAACAAAUACAGUGCUUGAAUAAAUGUAUUCUAAAUAUU
Messenger RNA from Dreissena polymorpha, 1760 nucleotides. RefSeq lists its product as uncharacterized. NCBI's taxonomy places the organism in Eukaryota, Metazoa, Mollusca, Bivalvia, Myida, Dreissenidae. The coding region runs from base 595 to 1503 and encodes 302 amino acids. The record is from RefSeq and is a predicted model, not a curated record. The transcript has 2 exons.